Bombina bombina (fire-bellied toad) is the source of this 8361-nucleotide messenger RNA. Its product is annotated as spectrin beta chain, non-erythrocytic 1. Gene Ontology annotation, cellular component: cortical actin cytoskeleton; spectrin; cell junction. Gene Ontology annotation, molecular function: structural constituent of cytoskeleton; phospholipid binding; actin filament binding. The coding region runs from base 726 to 7871 and encodes 2381 amino acids. The transcript has 36 exons. Lineage: Eukaryota; Metazoa; Chordata; Amphibia; Anura; Bombinatoridae. Gene Ontology annotation, biological process: actin cytoskeleton organization. The record is from RefSeq and is a predicted model, not a curated record.
CUCAAACCUUCAUUUUAACCUGGCUGGGACUUAAUAGGAUCAAAGUGCAGGAAGAACAACAGCAGGGAAAUAAAUCUGCUCUGUGCCAAAGAAUUCCAAGAAUUCCUGAAAUCUGAUCUUUUUUAAAACCUUCUGCACUGAACAAAAAGGUGCAUUUUUUUGGUGUCAACUCCAAGGAGAGAGAGGGUUUUUGUGUUAGCGCAAAGAGAAUCUUCAGCCCAACUUUAGGGCAAAAUAAUGGGAUAUCUGGACAUUCGAGAACCCCCACGACUGGAUUCUGGGACUUGUUAAAAAUUAGUAUUUUUAGAUUUGCUAUAAAAUAAAUUGAUAUUUGCUACAUUUUCUCUAAGAAGAUUUGAAGCAGAAAAAAACUGAAUUGAUUUUUUUUUUUAAUUGGUGUAAAAAAAACUUUUAACUUUUAAACUUUCAUAAACUUAUUUUUUUCUAUUUCUUUUCCAACGGAUUAAAAUGUAUUUUUUCCAAGACAACUAAAUUGUUCAUAAUUUUUUUUUUUUAUGGACAAAAACUCUCUUUUUGUUGCAACGAGUUGCUAAUUUUUCGCUCUCAUGUUUGGUGUUGUUGGAGGAUUUGAUCAUUUACGUAUUUCUAGUGGAAAUCUGUAUUCCUGAUUAUAUACGGAUAUAUAUAUUUUAUUUGGAGGAGAUCAGUGAUUAUUCUUUGCUAUUAUAUUUACCAGUGGAACUUAAGAAAAUAAGGAAUAUACAAUGUUUCAGUUUGAUUCAGCGUAUGUCGAAGCGCCCCGGCCAUCUUCACCCCUUUUAUCGCCCGCUGCUUUUGUAAAUUCUGUCCAAUAUGCCAACGUACUAGAAGGAAGGUUCAAACAGCUGCAAGAUGAACGUGAGGCGGUACAGAAGAAGACCUUUACAAAAUGGGUAAAUUCUCACCUGGCAAGGGUCACUUGUAGGAUUUCUGACCUGUACAAUGACCUGAGGGACGGGCGGAUGCUGAUCCGACUCCUGGAAGUGCUGUCUGGGGAGCAGCUGCCCAAACCCACCAAGGGCCGUAUGCGCAUCCACUGCUUGGAGAAUGUAGACAAAGCCUUACAGUUUCUGAAGGAGCAGAAGGUGCAUUUGGAGAAUAUGGGGUCACACGAUAUUGUAGACGGGAACCACAGGCUGACGCUCGGAUUGAUCUGGACGAUUAUCUUAAGGUUCCAGAUACAAGAUAUCAGCGUUGAGACUGAAGACAACAAGGAGAAGAAGUCGGCUAAGGACGCUUUGUUGCUUUGGUGUCAGAUGAAGACCGCUGGGUAUCCCAAUGUCAAUGUCCAUAACUUCACCACAAGCUGGCGUGACGGCCUGGCAUUUAAUGCCAUUGUACAUAAGCACAGACCAGACAUAAUUGAAUUUGACACCUUGAAGAAGUCCAAUGCUCACCACAACCUUCAAAAUGCCUUCAAUGUGGCUGAAAGAGAACUUGGCCUUACCAAGCUGCUGGAUCCAGAAGAUGUGAAUGUGGACCAGCCAGACGAGAAGUCUAUCAUUACCUAUGUUGCAACCUUUUAUCACUACUUUUCAAAGAUGAAGGCGCUUGCAGUGGAGGGGAAGCGUAUUGGAAAGGUGCUGGAUCAGGCCAUUGAAGCAGAUCAGCUGAUUGAUACGUACGAACACCUUGCAUCAGAACUUCUGCAAUGGAUUGAGCAAAUGAUUAUUACACUCAAUGACAGGAAGUUGGCAAACUCUCUUAGCGGUGUUCAGAAUCAGCUGCAAGCCUUCAACACCUACCGGACUGUCGAAAAGCCUCCAAAGUUCACAGAGAAGGGGAAUUUGGAAGUUCUUCUUUUCACCAUUCAGAGUAAAAUGAGGGCAAAUAAUCAGAAGGUUUAUACUCCGAGAGAAGGAAAGCUAAUAUCCGAUAUAAAUAAGGCCUGGGAACGCCUAGAGAAGGCUGAGCAUGAACGUGAACUUGCGCUACGUAAUGAGCUCAUCCGUCAAGAGAAACUUGAGCAAUUGGCAGCAAGGUUUGACCGUAAAGCCGCCAUGAGAGAAACCUGGUUGAGCGAAAACCAGCGCUUGGUCUCCCAGGAUAACUUUGGAGUGGAUUUGGCUGCAGUGGAGGCAGCAGUACGGAAACACGAGGCAAUAGAGACGGAUAUUGUAGCAUACAGUGAGCGUGUACAAGCAGUGAAUGCAGUGGCGGAUGAACUAGAGGCUGAGAAUUAUCAUGACAUUCGGAGGAUAUUGGCUAGGAAAAAUAAUGUAGCUAGGUUGUGGGAUUAUUUGAAGGAGCUUCUAGCCUCCAGACGAAGGAGGCUCCUAAUGAACCUGGAAUUACAGAGGAUGUUCCAAGAUUUGAUGUAUCUUAUGGACUGGACAGAUGAAAUGAAGAGCCGUCUUCAGUCACAGGAUUAUGGUAAACAUCUCCAUGGGGUGGAGGACCUCCUGCAGACUCACACACUGGUGGAGGCUGACAUAGCAGUGCAGGCUGAGCGUGUUAAAUCUGUUUCUGCUGUAGCCCAGAAAUUCACGUCUGAUGAUGAAGGUUAUAAGCCCUGUGACCCAGAGUUGGUGCGAGAGAGAGUGCAACUUUUGGAACAGCGUUAUGCAGAGUUGUGCGAUCUGGCUGCUGCACGUCGCUCUAAGUUGGAAGAGUCCCUCCGCCUCUGGAAGUUCUUCUGGGAAAUGGGUGAGGAGGAGGCCUGGAUUCGUGAACAGAGCCGACUGCUGCAGUCAGAUGACUAUGGCAAAGACCUUACUAGUUCUCUUAGGCUGAUUAGCAAGCAUAAUGCCUUCCAAAGUGAGAUGAGUGGGCGCUAUGGACCCUUACAACAAACCAUUGCUGAGGGAGAAGAGCUGGUUUCCCAAGGCCAUUUUGGGGCUGGUGAGAUUGAGGAGAAGAUAGCAGAAGUUAGUGGUCAAUGGAAGGAGCUGGAGUCUUUGGCUGAAGAUAGGGAACGCAAGUUGAGAGAGGCCUACAACCUCUACCAGUUUCAGUCUGAUGCCAAUGAUGCAGAGGUGUGGAUUCUUGACACACUACGUCUGGUUUCAACCAGUGAUGUGGGCCAUGAUGAAUAUUCAACACAGACCCUCAUCAAAAAGCACAAAGACGUGGAGGAGGAGAUCCUCAACCACCGGCCAGCAAUUGAUGCUCUACAUGAGCAGGCACGUGGGCUGCCCGCUCCUUACUCCCAAUCACCUGAAGUUGAUGGAAGGCUUCCUGCACUGGAACAGCGGUACGAGGAGUUGGUAACUCUUGCUGCACACCGGAAGCAGGCUCUCCAAGACUCACUGGAUCUCCAUAAAAUGUUCAGUGAGGCAGACGCUUGUGUUCUGUGGAUUGAUGAGAAGGAACAAUGGCUCAAUGGCUUGGAGAUCCCUGAAAAGCUUGAGGAUCUGGAAGUUGUGCAGCAAAGGUUUGAGACACUGGAGGCAGAGAUACAUAAUCUGGCAUCCAGGAUUGCUUCUGUAAACCAAGUUGCUGAUCAGCUGAUAAGCACAGGCCAGAGAAAUGAGGAAAGUAUCCGGGACACGCAGGAUCAACUGAACGCUCGAUGGAACCAGUUCCGUCAGCUUGUUGAACAAAAGAAGAAAUCCCUCAAUUCAGCCCUAGAUAUCCAGAAUUAUCACUUGGAGUGCAAUGAGACUGUUUGUUGGAUGAGAGAGAAGACCAAAGUCAUUGAAUCUACACAAAGCUUGGGCAAUGACCUGGCAGGCGUUACUGCCCUUCAGCGUAAGCUCACUGGCAUGGAACGUGAUCUGGAGGCCAUUCAAGGCAAAGUUGGUGAUCUUCGCGUGGAAGCGGAAAAGCUUGCCACUGAGCACCCGUACAGAGCUUCUGCUAUAACCAGCCGGCUGUCUGAGAUUGAUGAUACCUGGGGAGAUCUGAAAGAGACUAUGAGAAGAAGAGAGGAGACUUUGGGGGAGGCAAGUAAGCUUCAAGGUUUUCUGCGAGAUUUGGAUGACUUCCAGAACUGGCUUUCCCGAGCACAGACAGCAGUGGCAUCCGAGGACCUCCCAACUGACAUGGCUGAAGCAGAACGCCUCCUGGCUCAACACGAAGGAAUAAGGAAUGAGAUAGAACAUUAUGGAGCUGAUUACCGUAGGGUGAGAGAUGUUGGUGAGGAGGUGACUCGGGGGCAAACAGAUGCCCAGUAUAUGUUUCUGCAGCAAAGGCUAAAGGCAUUGGACACCGGCUGGAAUGAAUUGGGACAGAUGUGGGAAAAUCGUCACCAGCUGCUUUCCCAGGGGUACAGCUUCCAGAUGUUCUUGAGAGAUGCCAAGCAAGUUGAGGGCUUCCUUAAUAAUCAGGAGUAUGUUCUGUCUCAUACGGAGAUGCCGACCACCCUUCAAGCCGCUGAAGCUGCCAUCAAACGUCAUGAGGACUUUAUGACUACGAUGGACGCCAAUGAGGAAAAGAUCCUAGGGCUGCUGGACUCUGGGAAGAAGUUAAUUCAGGAGGAGAACAUUUACUCAGACAAGAUUCAUGAGAAAGUCACAUCAGUUGAGGAAAGACAUCAGAAGAACAGAGAUGCUGCUAAGGAAUUUCUAGCUCGUUUGAAGGACAACCUUAACCUACAGCACUUCCUUCAAGAUUGUCAGGAGCUCACACUAUGGAUCAAUGAGAAGAUGCUCACUGCUCAAGAUGUAUCCUAUGAUGAAGCCAGAAAUCUGCACAGCAAAUGGCAAAAGCACCAGGCUUUUAUGGCUGAACUUGCGUCAAACAAGGACUGGUUGGACAAGAUAGACAAGGAAGGGAAACAGCUGAUGGCAGAAAAGCCUGAACUAGAGCCAGUGGUGAGAGAGAAGUUGGAUGCUCUCCAUAGUCUCUGGAACAACCUGGAGUCCACAACCCAGAGCAAGGCGCAGUGCUUGUUUGAUGCCAACAGAGCGGAGCUGUUCACACAAAGUUGUUCAGCUCUAGAAAGUUGGCUAGAAAACUUGGAGGGACAGCUCCAGUCGGAUGACUAUGGGAAGGACCUGACUAGUGUCAAUAUCCUACUGAACAAACAGCAGAUGCUGGAGAACCAAAUGGAGGUUAGAGAAAAGGAGCUUGAGGCCAUCAAAGUUCAAGCACAGGCUCUGGGGCAAGAAGACACCAACACAGUGGAGGUUGACUCCAAGCACAAGACUGUAGAGGGAAAAUUCAUCACACUGCGUGCCCCCCUGAAUGAGAGAAAGAAUUUGCUGCUGGCGUCUAAGGAGGGACAUCAAUUCAAUAGGGACCUAGAGGAUGAAAUUCUUUGGGUAAAGGAGCGGAUGCCGACAGCCGUGUCUACAGAACAUGGAAAAGAUCUCCCUACUGUCCAGUUGCUCAUUAAGAAGAAUCAGACACUACAGAAAGAAAUUCAAGGUCAUCAGCCUCGAAUAGAUGAUAUCCUAGAAAGGGGGAAAUCUAUGGUAAAGAACAAUGCCCUAGAUGCUCAGGAGAUAGCAGAACGUCUUGAGGUUCUCAGGGCCACUUGGGAAGAGCUGGUAACAGAAACAGAAAAACGACAUGCACGCCUUGGGGAGUCUCAGGCUGCGCAACAGUUCUACGCUGAUGCUGCUGAGGCUGAAGCUUGGAUGGGAGAGCAGGAAUUACACAUGAUGUCUGAAGAGAAGGCCAAGGAUGAGAUUGGAGCACAAGCUAUGCUAAAGAAACACUUAGUGAUGGAACAAGCACUAGACGAUUAUGCUGAAACCAUUCACCAACUGGCCAACUCAAGCAGAGAUAUGGUGUCAAGAGGCCAUCCUGAGAGUGAUCGGAUCACUAUGCGCCAGGGGCAAGUGGACAAGCUCUAUGCCAGCUUGAAGGAUCUAGCAGAGGAGAGACAGGGAAAGCUACAAGAGCACCAGAGACUGUGCCAGCUAAAGAGAGACGUGGAAGAUCUUGAGCACUGGAUUUCAGAACGUGAAGUGGUGGCCGCAUCCCAUGAGCUGGGACAGGACUAUGAGCAUGUAACUAUGCUGAGGGAUAAAUUCCGAGAGUUCUCCCGUGAUACUAGUAACAUUGGCCAGGAGCGAGUAGAUGCUGUUAAUCUCAUGGCGGAUGACCUGAUUUCUUCUGGGCACUCGGAAAAUGCAACUGUAGCAGAAUGGAAAGAUGGACUUAAUGAGGCUUGGGCUGACUUGUUGGAAAUGAUUGACACCAGAAGCCAAAUGCUGGCUGCCUCCUAUGAGCUUCACCGUUUCUACCAGGAUGCCCGUGAGACGCUAGGUCAAAUCCACGACAAGAAAAACCAGAUUCCAGAGGAAACCGGCAGGGACCUUAAUACUGCAGAGGCCAUGCAACGCAUGCACACAACCUUUGAGCAUGACAUCCAAGCACUCAGUGCACAGGUUAAGCAGGUACAGGAGGAUGCUUCACGUCUACAGAAAGCCUACGCAGGUGAGAAAGCUGCCGAUAUCCACCGCCAUGAGCAGGCUGUGACAGAGGCUUGGGGGGAUCUUCAAAAUGCCAGCAGUGCCCGUCGCCAGCUGCUUCUAGACACCGUAGAGAAAUUCCGCUUCUUCAGAAUGGUUCGUGAUCUCAUGCUUUGGAUGGAUGAUAUCAACUUGCAGAUUGACGCUCAGGAGAAGCCACGCGACGUAUCUUCAGCCGAUUUAGUCAUCAAGAACCACCAAGGCAUCAAGGCAGAAGUGGAUGCCCGCGCCGACAGCUUCACAACCUGCAUAGACCUUGGCAACUCUCUGCUAGAAAAGAAUCACUACGCAUCUGACAAGAUCUCGGAGAAGCUGGAGCAGCUGCAGGAGCGGAGGCAGGAGACGGAGAAUAAGUGGAAGGAUAAAAUGGAGUGGUUACAGAUAGUCCUGGAGGUGCUGAUGUUUGGAAGAGAUGCUAGUGUGGCAGAGGCUUGGUUAUCCAGUCAAGAACCCAUCGUCCGAUCUUCAGAACUUGGUACAAACGUAGACGAGGUGGAGAACCUUAUAAAGAGGCACGAUGCCUUCCAGAAAUCUGUGUCUGCCUGGGACGAACGAAUUUACCUUCUGGAGAAACUCACAACGCUGGAAGUGAAUGAUAUGCGUAGGCGGAAAGAGGAGGAAGAGAGGAGGAGGCGACCUCCAACCCCACCAGAGCCGGAACCAGAGCAGGUGGAGGUUCUGCAGAAUUCCCAGUCCUCUGACGACCAGGCCCUACCAGCUGUUAUACAAGAGAGGCUGCAAUAUUCCUUACAGGAGCCAGUGUCGGUUAACGGCGUGUACACAGAUUCUGACUCACCACAGCCGUCAACUGAGACGCGAAGGUUAGAUGACAGCUUAUCUGAAAACCAGGGUUUGGAUCAGUCUGAUAUUACCAACGGCACACGGACAGAAAGCAUAACCAAGGAUGGCAGCCCGCCACCGUCUCCACAGCUUCCGCCCAGGCUUGCCUUCUCUCCGUUGAACAUGCAGUUUGCCACAUUACCGCUGAACUCACCGGAACCAACCACCUCUGAGCAGAUGGAGGGGAUGCUACACCGUAAGCAUGAGAUGGAUUCGCACAAUAAGAAAGCAGCAAACAGAUCCUGGCAAAAUGUUUACUGUGUCAUGAAGAAGGGCAGUCUGGGCUUCUACAAAGAUGCUAAGAGUGCAUCGAGUGGCAUCCCGUACCAUGGAGAGGUUCCUGUGCAGCUUGCUGGGGCUCAGUGCAGUGUGGCUCACGACUAUAAGAAGCGCAAGAAUGUUUUCAAGCUCAGCUUAUUAGAUGGGAAGGAAUACCUUUUCCAAGCCAAGGAUGAGCCCGAAAUGAGCAGUUGGAUGCGGGUGAUCAACAUAUCUUCUACCCCUGGAGAUGCUCCAGACCGCUCUCCAGGUGUUCCUAUGGGUAUGACGCGAGCCAUGACAAUGCCAGUGUCGCCCAACAGUGCCACAGAGGGUCCUGUCACAAUGCGCAACAAAGAUGGGAAGGAAAAGGACAGAGAAAAGAGGUUCAGUUUCUUCAAGAAGAAGUAGACAACAUGCUGGUUGCCAAAAUGGGUGACACAGGGUUCAAGUCAUCACUGCUAACGGAGCCCUGAGAAACCUUCAGCAUGGGACCUAUGGGAAUGGGUGGGUUGGGCAGGAAGUGAUGAUAAGAAGCCCAAUGCAGCAUUUUAUACAUAAAUAUAUAUAUAUAUUCGGUAUGGACACCUCCUAGAAUGAACAGACUUUGAAGCCCUUAGUAUGUAACAUAAUGGAAUUUCGGUGGAAAUUUGAAGCUCCUGCUGCACUGAAAGAAACCUGGAGGUGGCUUUGGUAGCGCUCUUUAUGCGGUGCUAUGAGCCAUUCAUGAGGGGGUCUUUAAUCCAUUGUCAUAAUUUUUUUUCUUUUGUCUUUCAAUGGGGUCUUUCAUUGUUGUAAUACGCAUGUCCGGCUGUAACCUCUAACAUGACAUCAAGUUAGAAAUGCCGUUCACAUUUAACAGCAUAUAAUGGAGAUGCAAUAAAAUGAAAGAACUCAGCUA